Molecule: messenger RNA, 2829 nt
Organism: Ceratotherium simum simum (southern white rhinoceros)
Lineage: Eukaryota; Metazoa; Chordata; Mammalia; Perissodactyla; Rhinocerotidae
Source: RefSeq, a predicted model, not a curated record
AUGUCAGGCCUGGCUCUCCUGGGCCUCAUGGCUCUCCUGGGCCUCCGGGUGGGGGCCCCGUUGUGCCUGACCCAGCAGUUCCAGAUGCCGGGGGACUACGUGCUGGGCGGGCUCUUCCCCGUGGGCUUGGCUGAGGGGGGUGGCCAGGCUGCGGGUGGCUCAGGUCUGGGGUGCUCCCAAGUGAGGGUGAGGUGCUGGCCACCUGCAGCCCUGCGUGGCCCCAGGUUCUCGUCCGUCGGCCUGCUCUGGGCGCUGGCUGUGCAGAUGGCUGUGGAGGAGAUCAACAACGGGUCCACCCUGCUUCCCGGGCUGCACCUGGGCUACGACUUCUUCGACUCGUGCACAGAGCCCCUGGUCGCCAUGAAGCCCAGCCUCCUGUUCAUGGCCAAGGCGGGCAGCCGCAGCAUCGCCGCCUACUGUGACUACGCACAGUACCAGCCCCGCGUGGUGGCCGUCAUCGGGCCCCACUCGUCCGAGCUCGCCCUUGUCACCGGCAAGUUCUUCAGCUUCUUUCUCAUGCCUCAGGUCAGCUAUGGCGCCACCACGGAACGGCUGAGCAACCGGGAGGAGUUCCCGUCCUUCUUCCGCACAGUGCCCAGCGACCGCGUGCAGGCGGCAGCCAUGGUGGAGCUGCUGCAGGAAUUCCGCUGGAACUGGGUGGCUGCCAUGGGCAGCGAUGACGAGUACGGCCGGCAGGGCCUGAGCCUCUUCUCUGGCCUGGCCACUGCGCAGGGCAUCUGCAUCGCGCACGAGGGCCUGGUGCCGCUGCUUGGCGCCGACAGCCGGAAGCUGGGCUCCCUGCAGAGCCUGCUCCAGCAGGUGAACCAGAGCCACGUGCAGGUGGUGGUGCUGUUCUCCUCCGCCCUCGCCGCCCGCACCUUCUUCAGCCUCAGCAUCCGCUGCGGGCUCUCGCCCAAGGUGUGGGUGGCCAGCGAGGCCUGGAUAACCUCAGAACUGGUCAUGAUGCUGCCCGGCAUGGCCCAGGUGGGCACCGUGCUCGGCUUCCUGCAUCGGGGCGCCCUGAUGCCCGACUUCUCAUCAUACGUGCAGACUCGCCUGGCCCUGGCUGCUGACCCUGCCUUCUGCGCCUCACUGAACGCUGAGCAGCCGCCCCUGGGGGGGCGUGUGGUGGGGCCGCGCUGCCCCCAGUGCGACCACAUCACACUGAAGAAUGUGUCCACCCUGCUGCCGCACCACCGGACCUUCGCUGCCUACGCAGCCGUGUAUGGCGUGGCCCAGGCCCUCCACAACACGCUGCUCUGUAACGCCUCUGGCUGCCCCACACGGGAGCCUGUGCGGCCCUGGCAGCUCCUGGAGAACAUGUACAACAUGACCUUCCGAGUACGUGGCACAGUGCUGCGGUUUGACGCCAGGGGGAAUGUAGACAUGGAUUAUAACGUGAAGCUGUGGGUGUGGCAGGACCUGAUGCCCACGUUGCUCACCGUGGGCACCUUCAGUGGCCGCCUGCAGCUCCAGCACUCCCGGAUACGCUGGCACACGCCGGGAAACAAGGAGCCUGUGUCCCAGUGCUCACGGCAGUGCAAAGAGGGCCAGGUGCGCCGCGUGAAAGGCUUCCACUCCUGCUGCUACGACUGUGUGGACUGCAAGGCGGGCAGCUACCGGCGCAACCCAGAUGACCUCCUCUGCACCCUGUGUGACCAGGACCAGUGGUCCCCAGAUAGGAGCACGCGCUGUUUCCCCCGCAGGCCCAAGUUCCUGGCGUGGGGGGAGCCGGCCGUGCUGGUGCUGCUCAUGCUGCUGGGCCUGGCUCUGUGCCUGGCACUGGCAGCCCUGGGGCUCUUCAUCCAGCACAGGGACAGCCCGCUGGUUUGGGCCUCGGGGGGACCACGGGCCUGCUUUGGCCUGGCCUGCCUGAGCCUUGUCUGCCUCAGCGUCCUCCUGUACCCCGGCUGGCCCAGCCCCACCAGCUGCCUGGCUCAGCAGCUGCUGCUCCACCUCCCACUCACCGGCUGCCUGAGCACCCUCUUCCUGCAGGCGGCCGAGAUCUUUGUGAGGGCAGAGCUGCCAAUAAGCUGGGCGGAUUGGCUGCAUGGCCGCCUUCGGGGGCCCUGGGCCUGGCUGGCGGUGCUGCUCGCCAUGCUGGCCGAAGCAGCACUGUGCACCUGGUACCUGGUGGCCUUCCCACCGGAGGUGAUGACAGACUGGCGGGUGCUGCCCACAGAGGCACUGGUGCACUGCCGUGUGCACUCCUGGGUCAGCUUCGGCCUGGUGCACACCACCAAUGCCACGCUGGCCUUCCUCUGCUUCCUGGGCACCUUCCUGGUACAGAGCCAGCCCGGCCGCUACAACGGCGCUCGUGGCCUCACCUUUGCCACGCUGGCCUACUUCAUCACGUGGAUCUCCUUUGUGCCCCUCUUUGCCAACGUGCACGUGGCCUACCAGCCCGCUGUGCAGAUGGGCGCCAUCCUCCUCUGUGCCCUGGGCAUCCUGGCCACCUUCCACCUGCCCAAGUGCUACCUGCUGCUGUGGCGGCCGGAGCUCAACACCCCCGAGUUCUUCCUGGGAGGGGGUCCAGGCGAUGCCAAAGGACAGGAUGGCAGUGGGGGUGGGGAGGAGACUCAGGGCAAAAACAAGUGAUUCCUGACCAGGUGACCUUACCCCCAUGAACCCAGACCUAGUUGAGAUGCCCCCAAACCAAGUCUCCAUGCAGGAACCGGCAAACUGUGCCCCGACUCUGCUGAGACCCCCCAGCUCUAGAUUCUGGCCCCAGGCUGACUGCUGACAGUGCAUGAGGGGCCUCAGCCCCGUGGGUCUCACCACCUGGGACCCCAGGGAGUCAGGCUCUAUCCCCAUCCCAGCCAAGCCCUG